Molecule: messenger RNA, 2988 nt
Organism: Postia placenta MAD-698-R-SB12
Lineage: Eukaryota; Fungi; Basidiomycota; Agaricomycetes; Polyporales; Adustoporiaceae
Exons: 19
Coding region: 1-2841 (946 amino acids)
Biological process (GO): N-terminal peptidyl-methionine acetylation
Cellular component (GO): cytoplasm; NatB complex
Molecular function (GO): protein-N-terminal amino-acid acetyltransferase activity; protein binding
Source: RefSeq, a predicted model, not a curated record
AUGUCCGCUGCGUUCGAGCGUCAGAUUCGCCCGGUCUAUGAGGCUCUCGACACGGGCUCGAACAAGUCGGCCGUUCUAGCAUGCAACAAGUUGCUCAAGAAGCAUCCCAAGAAUGAGCUAGUCAAGGCACUGAAAGCCCUUGCGCUAAUUCGCUCGCAGAAGGUAGAAGAGUCCCUGGUGCUAUGCGACGAGGUGCUUGCCUCCAGACCAACGGACGAAUCUACCCUCUCGGCUAUGAUGCAUGUACUUCGGGGUCUUGGCCGGCACACGGACAUGGUCACGAUGUACGAGGACGCGUUCAAGCACCAGCCAGGAAAUGAGGAGCUUGGGUCGCAGACCUUCAUGGCAAAUGUCAGGAUCGGCAAUUGGAAAGCGGCGCAGCAGAUUGCGACAAAGAUGCACAAGCAAUUCCACGACGACCAUUACUUGUACUGGAGUGUGAUGAGUGCAGUGCUUCAGGCCAAUGACCCAACCACACCGCCGAAUAUGCGGCCUAUCCUGUACAAGCUCGCGCAUCGACUCGUCACGUCGUCCGGCACCCCUUCCUACUUCAGCGCCGACCGGUUCUACCUGCACCUUACGAUUCUGCGCGAGCUACAGCUGUAUGACGAAGCCUUCGAGCUCCUAGAACACGAGGUUGGCAAAGCUAUAUGCGCAGCAAGUCUCGCUUGUGACGAGCUCAGGCGCGAGAUUUGGAAGGCGAAGGGCUUGUGCAAGGAAGAGGGAGCCCGGGCGCGCGAGCGGAUCACGGCAGAGAAAGACCGGAAUUGGCUCGAAUUCCUGUCCGUUGUGGACGCUGCGUUCCACGAUCUCGGCUCAUCCCCUACGUCUGCAUCUGAUGAAGUGAAAACAACGUGCGCAGAGUCGAUCGCAGCAGCACGGGAACUCUUCAACCAAGUGGCUGAAGAGGACGGUACAAGGGACAGGACAGGUCGUUUGGCCCUCCUUGAACUCGAGAAACGAGCCUGGGCAAGUGGUCUUUCAGAUGACCCUGCUGAGAUGCGCCGGCUACUCGAGAGCUACUUCAACAGAUUCGGCGACAAGGCGGUCUGCUUUGAAGAUCUGAGACCAUAUAUCUCGCUCGAAGGCGAUGUGUUGACGGCGUGGACAUCCUUCCUCAAGGCAGUUCCCUCGACGCCUGAAACUAGAGAUGAUCUCUCCAGGUACAUGAACGCUCAAAAGCUGCUGCGCUACAAUCUCUCGACAUCUGAAGUCACUUCGGAAGCUGAAGCUGCCUGCGCACUGCAGUAUUUCUCCAGCUAUCUGGAUGCGCUCAAGUUCGGCAAGGAGCUCCCGGACACUGAAUUGCAGCCAGCCGAUGAUCUCGCUCUUCUAAGCGGUCAGGCGUUCGUCGGUGCUUGGAAGGCCGGCGGUGAAGCGGUGCAUCUCUACCAAGCCGCCGCUGUGUUGGAAUAUGCAUCGUCUAGGAGCAAGCAGUCGUACCUCAUCCGGCUAUUACUCAUCCGUGUAUAUCGCUUGCUAGGCGCGUCAUCAUUGGCUUUGGAGCACUACCGGGCGAUGAGCGUGAAGCAAGUGCAGACCGACACGUUGUCCCACCUGAUCCUGACCCGAGCAUCGACGUUCUCCUUAUCAUCGAUCGGCGACUUGACGUACUCAUCCGAGUGUUUGGAGUCGAGUCAAAUCUACCUCACGAACUCGCAAGAGACGGCAGAGUUUACCGUCCGUGCAUUUGGCUCUGAGAAGUACACACAAGUCCCAGAGUUCAUCUCCUUCGAAGAGCGGUUGGACAACUCAUUGCAGCGCGAUCUCACCAAGAUCGAACAUGUGCGCAUGAGGAUCUCACACGAGCCUGUCAGCUCAGAUCUUGUCGACAUGGAGCUCAUUGAGCUGAAAUUCAUCUUCGACCGGUUUCACCAUGACAAUCGCGAUUUCGAUGUUAUCCCGAACUACCAGCCUCGUUGUGGGCCAACGUUCAACGAACAGACGACUUUGUUCGACAAGUCGCCGGGGUCAGGGUGGCUCUCGAUCUUCUUGAAGAUCUACAUCAAGAUUUUCCAAUGCGCAAGUGACCUCGAUGACACGGUUGAGGAUAAGCUCCUCAUUGGUGACCGACCAAAACCAAGCCUCGAUCCGGAGAACAAGGCCCCCCUGAAAGAGCGGCUCGCCAAGCGAAAACAGGAGGAGUUCGACGAGCUGACUGCCGACGAGCUCGCGUUCUUUGACUAUGCCAUGGCAUUAUCAGACUGGCUUGCGCCCUACCACGACUACAUUCGACCACCGCCAUCCGCUGUCCUCGCCGAGGCGGCGAAGCAGACAGAGCUCAAGACCGGCUUCCCUUUGAAAGGCGUCGAGCUCCCGAAGAAUGGCAGUGCAACGAAUGGGCACGCGAAGAAAGAUAAAGACGAGGAACCUCCUGCGGUGUCCGCACCCCCUGACAGCCUCUCGAAAUACUUCGACGAUAUGAGCUUACGAUUCAAAGAGGCUUUAGAGAGCGAUCGCUUGCCAUCGGAGCUCCUGCAUCUUGUAACUCUCACACAAGAGGCAUUGAUUCUGCUAUCCAUCGAAACUUGGAGGUUCAAGCCCAACUCUGUGAUUAAGCAGCACAAACUUGGAGCUAUGGUGCAAAGCUUCAAGGAGCUACGCACAAAAGCCAGCGCAGUUCUCAAUGACAUGUCUGCAUCCCUGGUCAAGCUUGGCGAAGAGGGUGCAACAAUAGACUCGCGGAAGGCCUUCGUUGAAGCCUGCAAGCCUGUCUGGGCCGAGUCAGGGCUGGACCACGACUUCGUGUCAACCAUUUCGAAGAAGGUUACUGAGUCCCGAAAACAGGUCCUGGAGGGUGUUGGGAAGGGUAUCCUCCGUGUCCUCAAAAAUCAUGCAUGAUAGUAGACGUUCUACUCUUUGUUCCGUAUAGAGGGACUCUGCAUUGCCCCACCUUCACCACUCAGUGCACUCAUUUCGCGUUCGAGCUGUCUGUAAUACAAGCAUACUACUAGUUUAUGGACCCGUGGCGUUGCGGGCAUGUCUAAA